AUGUUCCCCAGCGUUCUAGACGUGGAGAGGGACUGCCUUCCUUCCUUCCUUCUUUCCAUCAGGUUUGCCCUAGGUCGUCAUCGUCGCAUGUCAGCCAGGGGGGCGGAAAAUGGGGCGGGCGGGCGACGAUGGCGUGUAAUUGGCGUGGUUCAUUGGCGUGCGCAGGCGACCAUAGAGCGGACAGUUGGAGUCGGCACACGAUGUGCGGUGCGCGUCGCGUCGCCUGCAGCAUCAAUCAAGCGAAGGCAAGAAAAAGGUCGUGACGAGCGCCCAAGAGAAGGACGGUUGAGGGCGUUGCCGAUCCUUGGAACGAGCGGGGGCGAGAUUUGGCGUGAUGGUGGAGUUUUGAAAGGAGGAGGGAUUGGAGCUUUUGGCAGUCGAGGAGGAGGGAGAGGAGGGAGUGAGCGAGGGCGAGGUGGGGAUUUGAGGAGGAGGAGAGUUUUUUAUGUGGCCGGGUGGUGGAGGGGUGCAACUGCUAACGCUGUGUCUCGGGGUGGUUUAUGCGGUACAUUAGGAGGGAGGUAG
Molecule: messenger RNA, 525 nt
Organism: Marchantia polymorpha subsp. ruderalis
Lineage: Eukaryota; Viridiplantae; Streptophyta; Marchantiopsida; Marchantiales; Marchantiaceae
Source: the annotation of a GenBank genome assembly